AUAUAGAGUUACUGACAAAUCAGAGGCACCAACGCUCUCUCCUCACUCCUCUUCUUUCUCUCUUCUGUCUCUCUUCCAUUCCGUUCCACAAUCAAUCAAUCAAACAAAAGUGAAAGCAUUAAGCAUUCCGUCAGUACCCUCUUCCCAUUCCAGAAAACACAACCACCACCAAUUAAAGUCGAGAUGGGUUUUGCAAGGAAAGAGUAUGAGUUUUUGAGUGAGAUCGGGCUGAGCUCUCGCAAUUUGGGUUGUUAUGUAGAUGGCACGUGGAAAGCAAAUGGCCCUGUGGUCACCAGUGUGAAUCCUGCAAACAAUCAGGCUAUAGCUGAAGUUGUGGAGGGUUCCAUUGAAGAUUAUGAGGAAGGCAUGCGAGCUUGCAGUGAAGCUGCUAAGAUAUGGAUGCAGGUUCCUGCUCCAAAGAGAGGUGAGAUUGUCAGACAGAUUGGGGAUGCAUUGAGAACUAAACUUCAGCAGCUUGGUCGCCUUGUCUCACUCGAGAUGGGAAAAAUACUCCCUGAAGGAAUAGGGGAAGUUCAAGAAAUAAUUGAUAUGUGUGAUUUUUCUGUGGGCUUAAGUAGACAACUGAAUGGAUCAGUGAUACCUUCAGAACGUCCAAAUCAUGCAAUGUUGGAGAUGUGGAAUCCUCUUGGAAUCGUUGGUGUGAUUACAGCUUUCAACUUCCCAUGCGCUGUUCUUGGAUGGAAUGCUUGCAUUGCACUAGUCUGUGGCAAUUGUGUUGUCUGGAAAGGUGCACCGACAACUCCUUUGAUUACCAUUGCAAUGACAAGGCUAGUAGCUGGGGUGUUAGAGAAGAAUAACUUGCCUCCUGCAAUUUUUACUUCUUUUUGUGGUGGUGCUGAUAUUGGUCAAGCAGUAGCAAAAGAUACACGAAUUCCUCUGGUUUCUUUCACUGGCAGUUCAAAGGUGGGUCUAAUGGUCCAACAGAUAGUUAAUCAGAGAUUUGGUAAAUGCUUGCUUGAGUUAAGUGGGAAUAAUGCUAUAAUAGUCAUGGAUGAUGCUAACAUCCAGCUAGCUGUUCGUUCUGUUAUGUUUGCUGCUGUUGGGACAGCUGGUCAGCGUUGCACAACAUGCCGCAGGCUGCUUCUACAUGAGAACAUAUAUCAGAGAGUACUUGAUCAACUACUUGAUGUGUACAAGCAAGUUAAAAUUGGGGAUCCAUUGGAAAAAGGCACCUUGCUCGGGCCACUGCAUACUUCUGAAUCAAGAAAGAGCUUUGAAAAGGGAAUAGAGAUAAUUAAGUCCCAGGCAUGUAAGAUCAUAACAGGCGGUUCUGUGAUUGAAUCUGAGGGGAAUUUUGUGCAGCCCACAAUAGUUGAGAUUUCUCCAAAUGCAGACGUUGUUAAAGAAGAGUUAUUUGCUCCUGUUCUUUACGUUAUGAAAUUUCAGACUUUACAAGAAGCAAUUGAAAUAAACAAUUCAGUUCCUCAAGGAUUAAGUAGUUCUAUUUUCACCCGCCAACCUGGAGUUAUCUUCAAGUGGAUUGGGCCUCAAGGAAGUGAUUGUGGUAUUGUGAAUGUAAAUAUACCAACAAAUGGUGCUGAAAUUGGUGGUGCUUUUGGUGGAGAAAAGGCUACAGGGGGUGGCCGUGAAGCAGGAAGUGAUUCUUGGAAGCAAUACAUGAGACGCUCAACUUGUACGAUCAAUUAUGGCAAUGAGUUACCACUGGCACAAGGAAUCAAUUUUGGGUAGACACGCAUCCAGGUUUAAGAGCUGUUCUCCUCCCCUCUGGGUCUGUCAUCAUUUGCUGGCCUGAAAUGUUCUAGCAGAGCAUUGGUGAAAGACCUUCCUGUUUACAAACAGCCGUUCUCUGGAUUAAUGAUAUUUACCGACAACCCAAAAUAAAAAAGUUGGCUCUCAAAGAAUAAAGAAAAUUGAUGUUUCAUUAUAGCCAUUCCUUGGUUGUAAUUGUAUAAUACAAUUUAUACUUUCUCUGGACAGCUUGAAUUAAUGUUCUGUACAGUUAAGGUCUGCAUUUCUAUAAUAAUUCUCAAUCUCCUUGUGCUUUACGAUUAAAA
This is a messenger RNA of Populus nigra (black poplar), 2036 nucleotides long. RefSeq names its product aldehyde dehydrogenase family 7 member B4-like. Lineage: Eukaryota; Viridiplantae; Streptophyta; Magnoliopsida; Malpighiales; Salicaceae. The transcript has 16 exons. Gene Ontology annotation, molecular function: aldehyde dehydrogenase (NAD+) activity. Bases 184 to 1710 code for a protein of 508 amino acids. The record is from RefSeq and is a predicted model, not a curated record.